AUGGGAAGUGCCUCCACAAACCCCGAGAAGCGCAGGGUGGUCAACGCCUGCUCGCGAUGUCGCCAGCAUAAGAUCAAGUGCACCGGCGACUGUCCCUGCAGCAACUGUAGACAGCGCAAGGUGAGAUGCAAGUUUGAGGGAGAGGAAACCAAAGUUCACAUUACCAAAAAACAUUUUUCGAGUCUGAAGCGACGGACAUUAGAACUGGAGGAGGAGAACCGUGCACUCCAGCAGCAGCUGGCAGCCCUGACCACGACUUCUACCCCAGUGGCCAAACGGAGCACACCGAGUGCAGCCUCGUCCGGGGCUGGGCUUGCUUAUAAUAAUGAGAGUCACGGCAAUGUUGAAGAUGACAAUAGCAGCACAAUGGUUAAUCCCCUUUCCUGCGGACCUCCAAAGUACAUCACCGACUCGGCCGGACGACCGCGCCAUACCUCGAACUGGUCACUUACAAUUCGACUUUUGCACCUGACACAUCAGGCGCUCUACAAAUGUCCGUUUCCCAGUGCUGCGCACCACGUCGAUACAAUGACCUACAGUCUCCAAUGGAAUGGUCUACGGAGCGCGAUCGUAGCCAAUAUCCGUGGCCUUCCGUCACUGGAUCAUGCUCUAUUCUUGAUCAAUGCGACCAAAUUUCGUACAGGCCAGAUGUUUCACCUCUUCGAUGAGGACCGCUUUAUGUCUCAACUCCACCAGUUUUAUGAGGCUCCUGAUCGUAACCUCUACACGGAAAACGUAUGGUUUAUACACUUUUUGGCCAUCAUGGCCCUGGGAAAGGCGUUUAUUGGAGAGAAGAGCUGCGGGACGACUCCACCCGGUGCAGAGUACUUUACGCGGGCAUUCAUGAUGCUGCCGGACUAUUGUUUUCUCUGGAAGGAUCCCUGUGCGGCCGCCGAGGUUCUUUGCUCAAUGGCACUGUCACCGACAAAAAAGACCUCGGACGAUGCCAGAAUGUCUGGUGGACGGUUUACGUUCUUGAACGUCAGAUGGACGGUUUACGUUCUUGAACGUCAGAUGGCGGUCCUGAUGGGGGUUCCCUCUGCCAUUAAUGACAGCGAUAUUACUGCCUCUCUGCCCAUAGAUCCUGACUCAACAGUCAGGACCAUGAACAUGGCAAUACAUGUUAAGCUGUCAAGGGCCUUUAGCCAGGUCGUAAACGCAAGUGCUUCAAAGACUGGCAGAUGUGGCAUCGGAGCUUCGAGAGUACUUUCCUGUGCCCGAUCAGGAGUCGCUGAGUGGCAUAUCACGGGUGUCAGGCUACUUGAACCUGCUAUACCAUCAGGUGAUUUUCGCCUCUACCCGCCCUUAUUCUAAAGCUAA
Molecule: messenger RNA, 1320 nt
Organism: Aspergillus nidulans FGSC A4
Lineage: Eukaryota; Fungi; Ascomycota; Eurotiomycetes; Eurotiales; Aspergillaceae
Exons: 4
Coding region: 1-1314 (437 amino acids)
Biological process (GO): DNA-templated transcription; regulation of DNA-templated transcription
Cellular component (GO): nucleus
Molecular function (GO): zinc ion binding; DNA binding; DNA-binding transcription factor activity, RNA polymerase II-specific
Source: RefSeq, a predicted model, not a curated record